UGGCGAAGGCCUGUAUGGGCAUGGGCCCGGAGUGGGUAUAAAAUGAACCUACGCUGCACUGGGGACACGCAUUCCACUGGUCUCCGUCAACAACUGAAGACUUCACCAUGAACAUGUGGAUGCUGGCGCUCGCCGUCGUGGCGGCAGUCAACGCUGCCGAUAUGCCCAUGCCAUACGACUACGCUUACGGAGUCAACGGAGAAUCAACGGGGGACAUCAAAGCACACAAGGAGACAACGAGUCCAGAGGGCCGCACGGAGGGAGAAUAUCGUUGGUUGCAGCCAAAUGGACUCUACAUAGUAACUCGUUACUUCAUUGAUGGCGAAAGUGGGUAUCAAGCAACUGUUAGCGAAGAAGAAGGCCCCAGCAUAGCUAACUUCUACUCAAAUAGUCAAGAUUUACCUGUAAAUUUGCUCAGUCAAUUAAGCCAGCAAACCAUUAACUCUCAACAGAACUUUAACUCUCAACAAAGUUCUGGCUCCCAGCAGAGCUUUGGGUCACAAUUUACUGGAAGUCAGUCAAAUGGUUUCAGCCAGACAGGGACAAGUGGUGUGCGUCAGGCAGGAUUAGCUGGUCAACGGUUGACAGGAUCCAAUAGUUUUAGUCAGAGAGUUACAAAUACUAAUAUUGGCCAAUUAGGAUCAGCUGGUUUCAACCAGGCAGGACUAGGUUCUACGUCACGUCAAACAAGUACAUCCAGUUUUAGCCAGACACAAUCAGGUGGACUAGUGACAGGAUCAAAUAGAUUUAGUCAGGCAGGAGCAAGUGGUCAACGUUUGGGUGGAUUAAGUGGCAUUACUCAAACUGGAUCAGCUAACCAAUUCAGUCAGACAGGCACUCUUGGUCAACGUGUUACUGGAUCAAGUAGCUUCAGCCAGUCAGGAUCAAGAGGUCAAUUGACCGGAUCAGCUGGUUUCAUCCAAAGGGGAUCAAGUGGUCAACGUGUGACUGGAUUAAAUGGUCAAAGUGUGCCUAAUCCAACCAGCUUCAGCCGAUCAGGGUCAAGUGGUCAACUGACUGGAUCUGCUGGGUUCACCCAGACAGGAUCUAGUGGUCAGCGUGUGAUUGGAUCAGCUGGAUUUAGCCAGGCUGGUUUUGGUAGUCAACGUACAACUGGAGCAAGUGGUCAGCGUGUGACUGGAUCAACCGGUUUCUCUCAGACAGGAUCAGGUCAGCAAGUGACUGGAUCAACCAGUUUCACCCAAGCAGGAGCAAGUGGUCAAGGUGUGACUGGUUCAUCUUUUGCUCAGUCUGGAACAAGUGGUCAGUUGUCUGGAUCAGCUGGCUUCACCCAGACAAGUUCUAAUGGUCAACUUGUGACUGGAUCAGCUGGUUUAAGCCAAGCUGGAUUAGAGAGUCAGCGUGCAACUGGAUCAAGUGGUCAGCGUGUGACUGGAUCAACCAGUUUCUCUCAAGCAGGAUCAAGUGGUCAACGUGUGACUGGUUCAACUGGCUUCAGGCAAUCUGGAUCAGCUGGUCAAUUGAAUGGACCUGCUGGCUUCACCCAGACAGUUUCUAGUGGUCAGCGUGUGACUGGCUCAACCUUUAGCCAAUCUGGAUCAAGUGGUCAAUUGUCUGGAACACCUGGCUUCACCCAGACAGUUUCAAGUGGUCAGCGUGUGAGUGGAUCAACCAGUUUCAACCAAGCAGGGGCAAGUGGUCAACUUGUGACUGGUUUCGGUCAGUCAGGAUCAAAUGGUCAACAGACUGGAUCAACUGGCUUUGGAUUCGGUGGUCAACGUGUGACUGGUUCAACUGUUUUCAGCCAGUCUGGUGCAAGUGGUCAACUAUCUGGAUCCACUGGCUUUAGUCAAUCAGGCUCUGGUAGCCAACGUCAAACUGGAUCAACUGGCUUUAGUCAAUCAGGCUCUGGUAGCCAACGUCAAACUGGAUCAACUGGCUUUAGUCAGCUGAGCUUCAAUGGCCAGAAGGUGACUGGGUCAACUGGUUUUAACCAGGCUUCAAAUGGCCUUAGUCAGUCUGGAUCUCAAGGCAUCAUUGCUGGAUCAAAUGGAUUUAGUCAGGGUGUGACUGGAUCAAGUGGCCAAAGUGUGACUGGGUCAGCUGGCUUUAGUCAGACAAAUUCAGCUAAUCAAGCCACCUUGGGAUCUACUACCUUUAGCCAGGCUGGAUCAGGUAGCCAACGUUUAUCCGGAGCAAAUAGCUUUAGUCAGACAAAGUCAAGUGGAUCUGGCAUCAGCAGUUCCUCAAGUUCACAGGCAAGUUUCAGUUCUUCACAAAACAAUGCUGGGCUCAAGAGCAUUGCUGUAGUACUGGCAGGAUCACCUGAAGCUUCAAAAUUGUUGAACUAAGAGUGAGAAAGGCAAACUUGGCAAAACGAUUUACUGUUUAUAUGAAUGAAGAUGGAGAGGAUGUAACAGGCUGCGAAAUGAAACGAAAUGCUUUGUUAAACUGGCUGAUAAUCUGAUAUACGACAAAGAAAGGAAAUGUACUAUGUAUGAGGUAUGCAUGACAAAAUAAAAGCACCAUAAGCAA
Molecule: messenger RNA, 2496 nt
Organism: Penaeus chinensis
Lineage: Eukaryota; Metazoa; Arthropoda; Malacostraca; Decapoda; Penaeidae
Product: apomucin-like
Exons: 4
Coding region: 108-2312 (734 amino acids)
Source: RefSeq, a predicted model, not a curated record